AACCAAACCGGAAGUUUCUGUGGCAUCUCUACAGAAAGCAGAAAAGAAGGACCAACAGAAAGAGAAAGAGAUGGAGGCGGAGAGAGAGAGACUACUCAAAGAGAUGCAAGAGAAAGAGAAAAAAUAUUUUUAGAUACUUGAAUUAAAAUGGCUGCAGUUGAGAGUAUGACCGAGGUGGCGGCGAAGGUCCCACAGAUUACCUCGAAUAUGACCGUCAAGUCAAGAGAAUCAGAAGACCUAGUAAAGGGUAAAGUGCGAGAUACACCAUCUGAAAUACCACCAUUAGAAUCCGCGGGAGAUGAAAACCCGUACCCUGAACCCGACCCUAAUAUGUUUAAAAAGAACCGUAAUCCGAAGCGGAAAACGGUCACAAUUGAUGAUUCAGACUUAUGCUCGAAGGAAUGCAUGGGGUACAAAUUAGGAACGCUGUAUUCAAAGUUUAAUGGUGAUGAAAAUAAUAUAAGGACGAAGUGCAAAGACUGUCCUGACACAUGUAUGGGACACAAAGUGGGCAAGUUUGCAGCUGAACUUGACGCGCCCGAGGGCUCCGCCGGGGCUCCGCUGGACACGCCGUGCGCCGGCGGCACCUUCGCCGACUUGUUCGACACACUCAGAUGUUUAUUCUCGGCUCUAAUAUUCCAAGAGAAAGAACAAGAGAAUAAGGAACUGAGGAAGGAGGAGUUGUUGGCCAAGAGAUCAGCCAGCACCGCGCCGGACGCGGCCGAGGAGCCUCACACAGAACAUCGGGCAAUCGACGCGGAUAAAGAUUUUACUCCGUGUUUUUGCAAGCGACGUCGCGUCGUAUCCAGCCCGGAUGGACUCAUACAAUUUAAGAUGAACGAUGACUAUUGCCUGAAAGUGUGUGAUUGUGUCGAUGAUGAGCCUGAGCCUGAGGAGGAGGUAAAAAAAGAACCAACAAAAUGUGAUAAAUUCAAGGAGCAAUUUUUCAAAACUAACAAAGACUUCCAGAAAUGGAGACGACAAAGAAAUGCACAAACAGACAUAAUGAGAGAAAAGAUGGGAAAAGUCUACAAAAGAGAAUCCGCUGUUGCGAAGAAAAAAAUGAGGAAAAAAUUUAAAGAAACGUCUAAAAAGGCAAAGAAAUCAUUUAAAAAAGCUUCAAAGAAAGCGAAGGCAAAAGUAAAAAAACGAGCUAAAGACACGAAAAAGAGGAUCAGAAACAAAGCUGCGAAUAUAAGAGGAGACAAGGCGCCCAAGGAAGGUGACGGAUUAAGUUUAAGGGAUCUGAAAGACAUAAUUUGUUCAUCAACCUCAUCGUUGACCGCCAAGGCUAAAAAGCACAACGAAGAAUUCAAAGCCAGAAGAGAAGCCCAGGCAGAAGAAUAUCAAAGAAAGAUGGAGACACUCCGAGAGCUCGCUCCGAAACAAGUCAAGAAUCCAUGCGCCUGCAAGCAGAUGGAGAAACUCUUGCAAGAGUAUGAUCUACGGAAAUCUGGCUUAGUGGAUCCAAAUACAGACCAGACAGAAACGCCAGACACUGACCAGACAGAAACGCCAGACACUGACCAGACAGAAACACUAGACACUGACCAGGCAGAAACGCCAGACACUGACCAGGCAGAAACGCCAGACACUGAACAGGCAGAAACGCCAGACACUGAACAGGCAGAAACACCAGACACUGAACAGGCAGAAACACCAGACACUGACCAGGCAGAAACGCCAGACACUGACCAGGUGAAUGAGGAGAGACCCGAUACGGAACAAACAGAGCCAAUAGAAUGUGACGAUGAAAUGGGCACUUGCGAUCCAAGAUUAAUAAGACUAGCACAGAAGGCUGGCCAACCAACCGCCGUCGAUAAGCCAGACUGUGUUUGUGAGAGUGUAGUGGACAUACUGGCAAGACACGGCAUCAAAAAUCCUAAGCUGGUGAUGUGCAAACGGAAGAAACAGCCGGGCAUGCUAUCAAAAAUAUGCAUAAAAUUUGAAGAAAUUAAGUCGGUUUUCAUAAAAGAUGAUUGCACCAAAACUGGAUGUUUCGAUGAUAAAAGACCAUUGGAGCAAUGAGCGCUGCCAACAAACCAAAACUGUUUUGUUAUCUGUGGAGUCCGUUUUUCCGAAUUUGAUCCAUGAACAGUAUCCAAUAACUAUUUUAAUAUGAAUAUACAAUUAAUUAAACACAGUAAAAUGUUUUGUAAAUAAAUAUGAAAUAAAAAUGUGCCAGGUAAAUAAAUAUAAAGUACACCUA
Plutella xylostella (diamondback moth) is the source of this 2209-nucleotide messenger RNA. RefSeq lists its product as uncharacterized. The record is from RefSeq and is a predicted model, not a curated record. Lineage: Eukaryota; Metazoa; Arthropoda; Insecta; Lepidoptera; Plutellidae.